Dictyostelium discoideum AX4 is the source of this 1653-nucleotide messenger RNA. RefSeq lists its product as hypothetical. The record is from RefSeq and is a predicted model, not a curated record. The coding region runs from base 1 to 1653 and encodes 550 amino acids. Gene Ontology annotation, cellular component: membrane. The transcript is spliced from 2 exons. Lineage: Eukaryota; Evosea; Eumycetozoa; Dictyosteliales; Dictyosteliaceae.
AUGUCAUACCUACCCUUAUAUAAUAAUAAUAAUAAUAUUAAUAAUAAUAAUAAUAAUAAUAAUAAUAGAAUUAAUAACAAUAAAGAAAAGGGUGUAAAAAAUAAACCAUUUCAGAUUUUCAUAUCAAUAGUAUUUAUAGUUUUUUUAUGUUUUUUUUUGAUUUGGAGUAUGGAAGCAAAAAAAGAUAAAAACAUUAAAAUUAAUAAAAUUUCAAACAUUGAUCAAAAAAACUCACCCAAUUUAAUCAAUGAACCAAUUAACAAUAAUAAGAAUAACAAAAAUAAUAUUCCAAAAAAUCAUAAACAAUUUAAAAAUAAAAAAGGCUUAAUUAAAUCAUUUCAAUAUGAACCAUUUGCAUAUAAAGCAUUAAGAAAUGAAGAUGGAUUCGAAAUUUCAAUAGUAACACAUGUCCCAAUUGAAAAUAUGGAAAAGAUUGCAAUGAUUGCAGAUAUUUGGAGGGCACCUAUUUCAGCAUCAGUUUUAAUUAAAAAUAAAAAUGAUAUAGACAGUGUUUAUAAAUUAAUUAGAAAUAGUUUAUCAGUAUCUGAAUUUGUUGAUUUUCAUUUCUUAUAUUGGAAUGAAGAUAGUGACUCAAUUAUUAAUAAUAAUAAUAAUAAUAUUAUAAAUAAAAAUAAAAUUAAUACAAAUGAGGAAGAUAAUCUCAACUAUUAUUAUUAUCCAAUUAAUUCAUUAAGAAAUUUAUCAUUAAAAAAUUCAAAAACCGAUUGGAUUUUAACAAUUGACAUUGAUUAUUUACCAAACUAUGGUAUAUAUCAAUAUCUAGAAAGAACUUUAUAUACAUCACUUCAACCAAGUAAAAAAUUAAUAAAUAGCGAUUUAGUAUCAUUUGUAGUCCCAUCAUUUCAAUUAACGUCAAUCUCAACAAAAACAGCACCAACCACAAUAUCUACACAAUCUCCAACACCAAUUUCAACACUCAAAAAGACAACAUUAGAAAAUAAAAAUAAAACAAUAUCAACAAUGUCAACAACAAUGUCAACAACAACAACAACAUCUGCAACAACAAAUACAAAAAUAACAACAAAAAUAAAUAAACCAUUAAAAAAAGUUAACAGAUAUGAUUUACCAGAAACUAAAUUUCAAUUACAAACAUUUAUUUAUGAUGAUAAAUUAAUUGAAAUUUUAAAUAAAAAGUCAUGUUUAAAAUGUCAAUCACCAACAAAUUAUAAUAAAUGGUUUUCAUUAAUUGAUACAACAAAUCCAUCACCUUAUAAAAUUGAAUAUAGUUGGAUGUAUGAUCCAUACUUAUUAUAUAAUAAAUCUCAAUUAUUAGAAUUUUAUGAUGAACGUAUUUUCAAAGAGUACCCAUCAUCAUCAACAUUAUCAUCAUCCACCACCACCAACGAUUAUGAUAAAAUUUCAUUCACUUUUUCUAUGGCAUCACAAGGUUUUCAAUUUUUUAUUUUACCUGAUGCAUGGUUAGUUAAAAUGAAUGAUAAUGAAGAUAAUGAUAAUGAUAAUGAUGGAAAUAAUAAUUUAAUUUUUAAUAAUUUAAAUAAUAAUAAUAAUAAUAAUGAAUAUAAUGAAAACUUUUAUAUAGUUUGCAAUAGUAUUUUACCAGAUUCAAAAAUUAAAAAUAAUCAUAACCCACAUAAAAAAUUAUUUAAUGAGCCAUUAACUAAUGAAUGUUAA